AUGAAUCUAAUUCAAACAUCAGCAAAACAUCUUUCGUGUAGAAAUAAGAUCUAUGGUUUUUUUUGUAGAAGAUAUGCCAAGGAAGCUUUAACAGAUAAACUCCGAUUGACAUUUUUACUUCCUCAUAGUAUUCUUUAUAAAGCUCAAGAUGUGUUCCAAGUAAAUAUACCAGCGACAUCAGGAAGUAUGGGUAUUCUUGCGUUACAUGUUCCUACGAUUGAACAGCUUCAUCCUGGUGUUGUUGAGGUUAUUGAAGAAAAUGGUGUAUCUAACAAGUUUUUUGUUUCUGGAGGUUUUGCUACUAUGCAACCGGGUUCUGAUUUAUUUAUUAAUGCUAUCGAGGCAUAUCCAUUAGAUGAUUUUAGUUUAGAGGCCGUAAAUGAAAAUCUCCAAAAGGCUCAGAAAGUUGCGUCUGGAAAUGGAAGUGAGGAAGAAAUUGCUGAGGCAAAAAUUCAAAUUGAAGUACUGGAAAACUUACAAACAAGUUUAAAAUAAACUAAAUACAGUAUACGUAGAUACUUUCUUAUAUUAAUGUUAUUAAAGUUAAUGAUUAGAAAUAAAUAUCUUCUGGUAAUACAAAUAUUUUAUCCCCAUUUUCCCUUAUGCUUUCCCUGAAUUUGUCUCGGCUAAGCGGUUUUCGCAUAUCUAAAAUAUUAAUAUAGUAUUUUUAAAAGUAUGCACCUGCCUAAUGCGUCUUCAUCAUCGCCUUUGCUUCCAUUAUAGUAUUUUAUGACUCUGCGAAAAACAGAAUAUCCAAGGGAUUUAUACAUACUAAUUGCAGCAAGAUUGCUAUGUCGUACAAAUAAAUCUACAAAAUAUCCAUUAUACCUAAAAGUAGGUCAUCUUUUUGUAUCAUUUUUUCAAUUAAGUCUACAUAUUUUCACUUAUAUUUUCGAGCAGUUUUAUAAGAUCACGGGCAACACCAAGUCGACGAUACUCUGAUGCAACGGACAAGGCUGUAAUAUGACCAUGCCAUUGCUUUUUUAUACCUUCUGUUUUUCCCAUUACUGUUUAGUUUUUAUUACAUAUAUUUCUAUGUAAUGCUAUUCAUACCAUAACCCAUUAAUUUUGUCUUCCCUUCAAAUAAUGAUGUUUCUUGAACCAAAAAUAAAUUAGGCCAUGUUGCCAGAUAUGAAAGAUAAAAAGAAAUAUUAUACUUUUGUUUCGUUAACAAUAUGUUAGUAUUAUAAUAGCAUUAUAUCUACUGUUUCUGUUAAAAUAUCAAGAUUUCUAAGCUGGUUAUCUUUCAGUUACAAAGAAAAUAAAACAAAUAUACAUAUUAUUAAACGAAAAUAUAUCUGUUGCUUUAAAACGACG
Messenger RNA from Pneumocystis murina B123, 1317 nucleotides. RefSeq lists its product as hypothetical. NCBI's taxonomy places the organism in Eukaryota, Fungi, Ascomycota, Pneumocystomycetes, Pneumocystales, Pneumocystaceae. The transcript is spliced from 4 exons. The record is from RefSeq and is a predicted model, not a curated record. Gene Ontology annotation, molecular function: proton-transporting ATP synthase activity, rotational mechanism. The coding region runs from base 1 to 495 and encodes 164 amino acids. Gene Ontology annotation, biological process: proton motive force-driven ATP synthesis.